Molecule: messenger RNA, 1417 nt
Organism: Acanthoscelides obtectus
Lineage: Eukaryota; Metazoa; Arthropoda; Insecta; Coleoptera; Chrysomelidae
Source: the annotation of a GenBank genome assembly
CUCACAGAUGUCAGUUCCAGAUGAUUUCUAUCAACUUUGACAGCGCAAAAGUGGAAGGUGUCAAGUUGAGAGAAGAAAAGAGGAAAACAAAACAUCUCAAAACCAAAAAGCGUAUUACCUGGUAUUAACUUAUGUUCACCAUGUCUGAUGACCAUGACCAAGGCCAAGGAGUUACAGACUCACCGAAAAAAGGCCCAACAUUGUCAACAUCAACAUCUAGUUUUGAAGCACUAGAUCCUCAUGAUCCAAAUUUGAGUAAACUGGCAAAUACAAUGUUUAGCAAAACAUCUGAUUAUUUAUUUGGGGAACUAACAUCAACGUUAGAUGAUUAUGGUCUAUUGGAAAAUAUGAAUAGAGCUGUAAUAACAAAAUACUGUGAUAUGAAACAUCUAGCUGUUAAUGUUAAGAAAAGUAUGACAGAACUACAGGAGAAAUGGGCUUUUCAGUGGAUUAGUGAGUUCCCAGACUGCUCUUAAGGACGUUUUUGCUUUUCACCAUCAAGUUUAAGCUAACUGGAACCAUAAUUGUGGUGGAUAAAUGAAAACAGACAUUAACACAAGAUUGUCACUUCUAUCUGCUUGUCACUGCUUACCCAGGCAUUUAUGACCUGCUGGUCAAAAGGAGUAUGUGAAUGUUGCACACUGGCAUUUAUUUUGAUAGGGAGCAAAUGAGAUGUGACUACACAAUAGUCAAUCCAAAGUAAUUAUGAAGUUAGCCCAUGUCUCUAGGUAAGAGCUGAAAGCUCCUAUUACAGUUUUUGAAGAAGGGAGGGCUGCUUACUUAGGCAGCACCUUUGAUAGUAAAUGCCUUUGUAAGAAAAUUUAAGAGCAGGGAGUGGGAUAGGUCUGGGUGGGGGGUUCGCACGUCUCACAAUUAAAACAGCAAUAUAUAUCAUUUUCUUAAAAAAAGGCCAGACUUGGGCAUCUAGGGGGAACCCUCUAAAUCCAUCAUUGUUGGUGAACAAGUCUGGGUUCUCAAAAAGUGCAUGUGAGCUUAUGGCAUCAUACCUAACCUUAAGGCCGCAGCAGAUUAAAGUUGUUAAGCAUUUAUCAAAGAUGAACAUAAUAACAUCUGGGGUGCCCCAGGGCAGUUAAUCUUGGGCCUCUAUUAUUCAUAUUUUUUCUGAAUGAUUUGCCAAACCGUGUAAAAUAUGCCAAAUGUCUCAUAUUAGCUGAUGAUUUUAAAAUAUACAAUCAUAUAACUUGCCUUUUUGUAUUGAUUGAUUAAUUGUAUUGAGAUGCAAAUUGAUUUAAGUUAAGUAUCCCAGUAGUUCAAGGAAAAUAAAAUGUUGAAUAUUGCCAAAUGUAGUUUAACUUUUACAUGAAAAGCACAAUUUAUAGAUUUUAAUUACAAAAUUGAUAAAUUAUUGCUAAGUAGGAAAAGUGAAUGUAUUCUUUGCUGUUCCUAGGAUCAACUU